AUGCAGGUAAGUGUGUUAAAAGCUGUGGCUGACUGCGUUCAUUUCUGUCGCUUCUACGACCAAGGUACUGACAUGAAAGCACAUUUUAUUGUAAUGGAAAUGAUAGGGCCGAGCCUGGACCAGCUGCGCGCUCAGCUCCCGGGCAAAUCUUUUACCCGAAGUACCGCACUCCGUGUUGGCAUGCAGGUUUGCUUCUAUUUGCUUGUAAGUGUGUUAAAAGCUGUGGCUGACUGCGUUCAUUUUUGUCGCUUCUACGACCAAGGUUCUGACAUGAAAGCACAUUUUAUUGUAAUGGAAAUGAUAGGACCGAGCCUGGACCAGCUGCGCGCUCAGCUCCCGGGUAAAUCUUUUACCCGAAGUACCGCACUCCGUGUUGGCAUGCAGUGUUUACAUGCAAUUGAAGAACUACAUGAAGCAGGUUUUAUUUCUCGAGACGUUAAACCAGGCAACUUUGCAAUUGGCUUGCCCGGACAACAACAGCGGCUUAUACGAAUGAUUGACUUCGGAACUGCUAAAAGGUCUUGUCUGCGGAUAAUAUACAAAUCAGAGAAAUUUUACAGGCAGAGCAAAGAAGAUUCUACGCCUGCGGCAAAUCGAGUACCAUGGCUUGGCACUGCUCGCUACUGCUCCAUUGCUAAUCAUUUAGGAAAGGAGCAGUGUCGCAAAGAUGAUGUGGAAUCAUGGUUUUACGUGUGCGUUGAGAUGCUUGCCACAACGCUACCUUGGUCGCAACUGCAACGAUCCGAACGGCAGGCUAUCGCUGAAAUUAAAGUAAAAGUACGCAGCAACCACCGCAGAAAGUUUUUGCACCAGUGUCCGAAGAUAUUUGAUUCAAUUCUGGAAGCGAUUGACGACUGGAAUGAUCUCGAUAAACCGGAUUACGAUGGAGUAAGUUAG
Gongylonema pulchrum is the source of this 897-nucleotide messenger RNA. NCBI's taxonomy places the organism in Eukaryota, Metazoa, Nematoda, Chromadorea, Rhabditida, Gongylonematidae. The record is from the annotation of a GenBank genome assembly.